Messenger RNA from Physcomitrium patens, 2292 nucleotides. RefSeq names its product apoptosis inhibitor 5-like protein API5. Gene Ontology annotation, biological process: regulation of programmed cell death. Gene Ontology annotation, molecular function: mRNA binding. The record is from RefSeq and is a predicted model, not a curated record. Gene Ontology annotation, cellular component: nucleus. Lineage: Eukaryota; Viridiplantae; Streptophyta; Bryopsida; Funariales; Funariaceae.
GCUUGCCUGCUCGCUUGGGUUCCGACGUCGAUGGAUUGAUGAUUUCAUGGAUUCAUCAUCGAGAGGCGGGAGAUCGUCUAUUGAUUGCUGAGUUGUUGGGUUGCUGUUUUCGAUUUUUCCGAGAUUUUGCUGCAUUCGGGGGAAGUGCCGUUCCAGUGCGCUCUGUCGGAGCAAUUUUGUGGGGUUUUGCCGUUCUUUUUUCCUUUAAUUUGGCGGGGUUUGUGGGAGUUUCUGGGUGCGCCAUGUCUGUUCCUGCAUCGGAGGAUGCUUCCGCUGCGGCGAUUGAGCAGCUGUAUCGGUUCGGGGAGAGCCUGAACGAGUCCAAGGAUAAGUCGAAGAAUGAAGCAGAUUAUCUGGGAAUUAUUGCUGCGGCGAAAGGAAGCGCGAAGUCGAAGCAGCUAGCCGCACAGCUCAUCCCUCGAUUUUUCAAGCAUUUUCCUGAUCUCUCCUCGGACGCAAUCAAUGCACAGCUGGAUUUGUGCGAGGAAGAUGAGCUUGGGAUUCGGGUGCAGGCGAUUAGAGGAUUGCCGCUUUUAUGCAAAGACACACCACUGCACUUGCCGAAAAUUGCAGAUGUGUUGGGACAAUUACUUCUUGCAGAAGAGGUUUUGGAGCGUGAUGCUGCUUCAAAGGCGUUGAUGUCAGUGCUACGUCAGGAUACAAAAGGUUCAUUGACAGCUUUAUUCAAGCACAUUGAGAAUUCAGAUGAGAACCUUAGAGAUAAGGUUCUCACCUUUGUAAGAGAGAAAGUGUUUCCAAUCAAGAAGGAGCUUCUACAUCCUCAGGAGGAAAUGGAACGGCACAUAACAGAUCUCAUAAAAAAGAGAUUGCAACUGAGGCCAGUGGUGAUGCAGUGUCUUCAAGAUGUGACAGGAGCAGAGUUUAAGAUGUUCAUGGACUUUCUUAAGUGCCUGGCCCUUUUCGGUCCUAAUGCCCCAUCAGAACGUGUUCAAGAGCUAUUGGAAAUUGUUGAAGGUCAGGCUGAUUUGGAUGCUGUCUUCAAUAUAACUGAUACCGACCAUAUUGAUCGUCUGAUGUCGUGCUUGAAUAUGGCUCUUCCUUUCUAUGCUCGUGGAGCUUCUAAUAGCAAGUUUUUGAACUACAUCAACAAACACUUGCUUCCCGUCUUUGAACAGCUUCCAGAGGGCAAGAAAUUGGACUUGCUGAAGAAUCUAGCGGAGAGCUCACCUUACACUUCUGCUCAAGAUGCUCGGCAGCUUCUUCCAUCUAUACUACAACUUCUCAAGAAGUAUAUGCCUCGGAAGAAAGUAUCCGAAGAAUUGCAAUCUACUUAUGUGGAGUGUCUACUAUAUGCCUUUCAUGAAUUGGCCCACAAGACUCCCAAUACGACAAACAGCUUAUGUGGCUAUAAGAUUGUGACUGGUCAACCAUCAGACCGUUUAGGAGAGGAUUUUGCAGAGCUCUUUAAAGAUUUCAAUGAGAGAUUGACUGUAGUAGAGGAGCUGGCGAAGGCAGCCAACAAGAAAUUAACGCAGGGAAUGUCAGAACUUAACAAGGCAUUGUCGGCAGCAAAAACUGACACCGAAAAAGAAGAAGUGAAAGCAAAGAAGCUCAGUUCAAGCACGAAGCUGCGCUCAAACAAUAAUAUUGUAACUCUAGCUCAACCUUUACACCAGAAAGUUCCUUCUUUCUUUGGAAAAGAUAAAGUUAUACAUUUGUCUUGGAAGGAGAAAGAUUCCUCAAAGCCAGCUCCAACUUCGGCUCCAACACAUGCCGUUUCUGCAACACAACACAAUGGAGGGAAGAAGCGCCAAAAUCAAAACAACCAGAACAGUCAUAAUAACCAAAAUGGCGGUGCCGCUUCAGCUCCAAAGAGAGGUCGUGGAGAUGGAAUGACUAGUCAGCUAGUCAAUAGAGCACUUGCUGGGCUUGGGUCUUCUUCUAGGGGUGGUUUCGGCAGAGGCGGAGGAAGUGGGAGAGGAGGCAGGGGUGGCUGGCGUGGGGGCCGUGGUAAUCGCAAUAGAGAUUACUAGCUUUGAUUGAGGAAUCGUUUGGUUAGUUUACCAUGUAAUAUCAGAUCAUUACAAAUCAAGUGAUAUUACAUGGUGGGGAUGCCCAUGAGGCUCUACAUGUUUCAGCUGAUCAAGUUUUACUCUGAUUUAGUUGGUCGAGGAGAAAUAUCCCCUGAGCUCCUACUGCUCAGACAUUGCUAGGCCCAUGAAGCCUUUGUUUUACUGCUACUUGAAAAUGCGACCUCAAAUCCGGUUUCAUAAAAAUCAAAUGACCUUGUAAUCAAUUCUCAAAACAAGAAAUCGUUUGUAUUUAUUGGCA